AGCACCUUAAUGUUUACCCCUGUGACAACGGUGUACAGUUGACACGACUUGCGAUCUGAAACCAACUACUAUAGUGGCGGAGCCCGGACAGUCGCACUCAAGCUUGGCGAUGGCAGCAGCAGACCAAAGCAGCAAGAAACCGAGUGGCGCAGACGAAUCAUUGCGCUUGUUUCUCUCACGAACCCAAGCAUGGGAGGAUCCAUCUGCCGGGUACACGUUUGACGGCGAGCGCGGCACAGCGCGGACGGUGAUCUGCCGGGAACAUUCGAAUCAGCCGAAGACCCGUCAACAUACUGGUGAUAUUAGUACGGGUGAACAGGGAAGAGGCCGGCAAAAGGAUUGUAUCGACCUCGACAUGUACUCCACACAGCUGUUCGCAGCAAUGCAGAAUUAUGGGUUUUACUGUGCCCUCCCUUCGGAUCCUUCGCGGACACACAUGGUCUGUAGAAAGUUACCAAAGAUGUAACCAUGGUGGUAUAGCUAGCUUUUCCACCACAGCCAGCCAAUGCAUACGCUGGGGCAUCCAAACAAGGACUUCCUUUAUGCAAUGAGCACAUACAUUUGAACAAAGCGGGGCGGCCAGUAGUCCGUAACGCUCAAGAAUUCUUUCGCCCAAACCGAUGCUGUAAUUCUCACACGCUAACCAUCCUGUUAGCCUUCAUGCCAUUGUAAAUGUUGAACCUCCCUGAGUCGUCCCUGU
This is a messenger RNA of Pisolithus orientalis, 700 nucleotides long. RefSeq lists its product as uncharacterized. NCBI's taxonomy places the organism in Eukaryota, Fungi, Basidiomycota, Agaricomycetes, Boletales, Pisolithaceae. The coding region runs from base 110 to 466 and encodes 118 amino acids. The record is from RefSeq and is a predicted model, not a curated record. The transcript has 5 exons.